AUGGAAGAAUUCAGCAGAGAAGAAGCAAAUGAAAAUAAAGAGAAGUACGAUCGAACGUGCAAGCUAGAGGCUUUCGAUGAAUCAAAGGCGGGUUCAAGGGCUUUGUCAAUGAGGUAUUACACAAGUUCCUCGUGUUUUUGUAGAUCGCCCGCAAAACCUGCUAAGUGUGCACUGGCAUCGGCCGACAGCCACUUACGCAUUCCUAUAACUGACCUUGAAGAGAUUGCGAAAGAUCCAUCGCAGUGCAAGGAGGUUGUAAAUGAAGUUCGAAGUGCAUCCAGGACUCGGGGCUUAUUUCCUGUGAUGAAUCAUGGAUCCCCGCCGCUGCUCUGGAGGAGAUGCUGGAUGGAGUGCGCCGUUUCCAUGAGCAAGGCGCUGGCGAGAAGAGACCUUUCUAUCCGCAAGAUUUCACAAGAAGCGUUGCGUCCUUAUUACAGCAGUUCUAAUCAGUAUAGGACAUAG
Messenger RNA from Rhodamnia argentea, 462 nucleotides. RefSeq names its product 1-aminocyclopropane-1-carboxylate oxidase homolog. The coding region runs from base 1 to 462 and encodes 153 amino acids. The transcript has a single exon. NCBI's taxonomy places the organism in Eukaryota, Viridiplantae, Streptophyta, Magnoliopsida, Myrtales, Myrtaceae. The record is from RefSeq and is a predicted model, not a curated record.